This is a messenger RNA of Betta splendens (Siamese fighting fish), 2156 nucleotides long. It is a transcript of the gene gja2, whose product is annotated as gap junction protein, alpha 2. Gene Ontology annotation, biological process: cell communication. The record is from RefSeq and is a predicted model, not a curated record. The transcript has 2 exons. The coding region runs from base 289 to 1359 and encodes 356 amino acids. Gene Ontology annotation, cellular component: connexin complex. NCBI's taxonomy places the organism in Eukaryota, Metazoa, Chordata, Actinopteri, Anabantiformes, Osphronemidae.
ACCUCUUAAGUGAGUUCUUCAGGAGACCUCCCUACAGGCUGUGCUGGUGGCGACUCCGGACCGGGGCUUAUUCGCGGCGGGCACUGAUCGGGUCAGUGGGAGGACAGCAGGCGGGAUCAUACGGGCUCCGUUCAGACGUCGUCUCGCCUGUUCAGUUCCCUCGGCGGUUGAGCCGACAUGGCCUCACUGUGAACUGAAGAGGCUCCAAGGGUCUGCACUGGCCUGCAGGAGAUGAACAUUAGCAGCCGCCUCUCCUGGUUUGGUCCACGAAGCGGAGUCUGAGCCGGCAUGGCGGACUGGAACCUGCUCGGGAAGCUGCUGGAGAGCGCUCAGGAGCACUCCACCGUCGUGGGCAAGGUCUGGCUCACCGUGCUCUUCAUCUUCCGCAUCCUGGUGCUGGGCGCGGCGGCCGAGAAGGUGUGGGGCGACGAGCAGUCGGGCUUCACCUGCGACACCAAGCAGCCCGGUUGCCAGAACGUCUGCUACGACAGGACCUUCCCCAUUUCCCACAUCCGCUUCUGGGUGAUGCAGAUCAUCUUCGUCUCCACGCCCACUCUCAUCUACCUGGGCCACAUCCUGCACCUGGUGCGCAUGGAGGAGAAGGAGAAGCAGAAAGAAAAGGAGCCGGCUGCUCACGACGAAAAGCAGCAGCAGCUGCACGGCGGCAAGGCGAAGAAGGCGUCGGUCAAAGACAACCAGGGCCACGCGCGCCUGCAGGGAGCUCUGCUGCGGACAUACGUGUUCAACAUCAUCUUCAAGACCCUGUUUGAAGUUGCCUUCAUUGUAGCUCAGUACUUCCUGUACGGGUUCCAGCUCAAGCCCAUGUACACCUGCGACCGCUGGCCGUGCCCCAACGUGGUGAACUGCUACAUCUCGCGGCCCACUGAGAAGUCCAUCUUCAUCCUCUUCAUGCUGGCGGUGGCCUGCUUGUCGCUGCUGCUCAACCUGGUGGAGAUGUACCACCUGGGCUUCACCAAGUGCCACCAGGGCCUCCGCUACCGACGCUCCAAGACCCCACGCGAGGCUCCCAAGGACCGGAUGGAGGCACCGGUGCCCUUCGUGCCGAGCUACAACUACUUCGGCGGACAUCCCGCGGUGCCCGAGCGCUUCCCCGCGGACUCCAAGUACAGCGUGGCGGAGCCGAACCCGGCCUACAGCCCCUACAACAGCAAGGCCGUCUACAAGCAGAACAGAGACAACAUGGCUGUGGAGCGAAAAGGCAAAUCGGAGGGGGAUGUGGGCAAGGAGAGGAAAAUGUCCAGUCCCACGCUGGAGAUGGUUGCAGAAAACCAGCGCAGGAACAGCCAGUCGAGCAAGAACAGCAACAGCAGAGGCAGGAUGGACGACCUGCAGAUUUAAAGACUCUCAACUCUGUGAAAAACGGAGGGAAUUGAAUGAAUACGGGAAACGAUUAGUGACAAAACAAGUGAGUGAACACAGAACAGUUCAUGAAUAGAGAGUGCACACUUACAUUUUAUGCCGAGAGCUUCAACCUCUUCCCUAAUUAUUAUGUGGAUGUGCAGCUAAUGUGCUUUACAAAUAUAUUUUGGUGGGCCCUUAUUUGUAAUAAGAUAAUAUGAAGGUGGAGUAACACAACACACACUGUAUUGUUAUAGAGCCAGGCUUUAACAUGGUGACAUAUAACUCUCAGAUCAAAUCGUGUUGUUGCCUGACCGCUUCCUCUUUUCUAAAGAGCCCUCACUGUUCCGUAUUCACUCAAUGGAUUUGACAUUGAUACGUUUCCGUAUUUUUCGGGCGAUAACAAAUACAGUUCUACUUCAGAAUUUCUUGUUUACAAGUGACUUACUUCAAGAAAACUGUGAGAUGCAUGAUGCAUGCACAGGAUUUCUUACUGCAGUUUAAAGAAGUGUGACGCGUGAUGACAACUGUGGAGCAUGAAUUACUCCCCUCGGCAGGACCGCUUCCUCAAAUGUGCUUUAAAUAUAUGUUCUCUUAGUAUUGUAAAUACAUAGGAACAUGUUUGUUUGGAUUUUCUUUUACAGUUCAGUAAACUGCAUUUCUUUCUUGAGUGUCACAAACAUUUCACAGACUUUUCAGUGCUGCUUUCAGCAUAAAUAAGCUACGUGUGAACGAGUAUCUGGAAGCUGCACCAGCGCUGACAGUUAAUGACUGUUAAUAAACUGAUAAUAGCUCAA